CGAGAAUGACGCAAACCAACAUCACGACGCCGACGUGGCAAGAGCUCGCAGGCGACAAGCCGGAACUCGACCUCUUCCUCGUCUGCGACACCACGGGGUCCAUGGGCACCUACCUUCCGGCGCUCAAAGCCUCGCUGCGCCAAGUGUUUGCACUUGCCAAGCUCAUGUACCACGACCGCCUCAAGGUGCACAUCGUGUCGUACAAGGAUUAUUGCGACGGCGACCAAGUGCUUUCGUCCGUGAGCCGACGCCAAGGACGCAACGACGCGAUCGUCAAGUUCGUCGACGACUUGCGGCCGACGGGCGGCGGUGACUGGCCCGAGGCUGUGAAAACCGCUCUCAACUUUGUCGUCGCGACCGUCGACGAGCUGCGGGCUCAGGCGGCGUCCGGGUCCGCCGUCGUCUUUCUCUACACGGAUGCACCGCCGCACCACGCGACGACGCAGUCCAACAAUAUGGCCAAAGAGAAUGCAGCUAUUGCUGCCAACCCGGCGUACCGUGCAGGCCACGACUGGUGCCGUAUCCAAAAGACACUGGGGGAGGCCAAUAUCCCCGUGUAUACCUUUCACUCGCCACUUCGCAACGGCGCCAACGCCCAUGCCUCGUCGUCGUUCUAUGCACUGCUGGGUCCUGUUGUCCUCUUGCCGACGUUGUCAUCGACAGUGAUUACCAAAGCCACGAUCGGACUGCUGCUCCAGCUCAUGGACGAAGAGGUCGACGCGAUACCCGAGUUUGCACGGACGUCGUACUUUCAUGGGACGACGCCCUACGACGAGACACUGGCCGUGCCGACCGAGAACGACCUCGUCGACGACGACGCGCUGACGCCAGUUCGCAUGCCUUUUCUCUUUGCGUCGAUCCCGGCCAUGCCCGAGCGCCUCGAUGCACUCUUGCCGCUCUUCGCCCACGACGCUGGCUUCCGCAACCUCGUCAUGAAGACGUUCGAGGUGAUUUUCCGACCGGAAAACAUUGCUGCCGUGACGUACAACCCGGUUUUUGGCAAACUGUGGCGGCUCGCGUGCCGCCAGCGCUUGGAUCCGCGCUUGGACGACCUCACGACGCAGCUCUCGCGCUGCGUGGACGCGCUGCCGGCCGACGGGAAGGCCCUCGUGCAAGAAUGGCUACUCGCAUCGUACGACGACUCGGCGCGCAUCCAGGGACUCGUCGACGCCGCGCCCAUCGGGUCCGUCUUUGUGAUGGCGGCUGGUGCACCCACUGUCGCAAGCAAGCACCUGCGGUCGCUCGCACGGGCGCCGACCGCCAGCGCCUUGGCCAGUGUCACGUCGAUUUUGAGUCAUCUGCAGCUGCACGCGACCGCCAAUCUGGCGACUGAGGACGGCACACCAUUGUACCUGCCGUCGACGCUCUCGAACGACGAUGUGUUUGCGUGCCUCCCGCACCUCGUGUGCCCCGGGACGUCGUUCAGCCGGCGCGGCGCCGCGGUGCUUGCACUUCUGUGCUCUCUCUCGGACCAUGUGCUGCUCAAAGCGCGUGCGGAGGCGUACUUGGCAUCGAUCCGCGGCUCGUGGUUGCCGUUCGAGCUCGUGAUUGAGUUUCCCGAAAUCGUGUCGCCCGAGUUCACCCAGCUCCUGUACCGUGGUCGGGCCUACUUGACCGAGAACGAGCAGGCCGUGUACACGCAGCUGUACCUCGUGCACCGGCUCCGGCGCGCGGCGACGAAGGACGUCGGCGUCACCCUCGGGUUCUCACCGACCAAAACGCAGCUGUGGCCGGACACCAAGGCGCGCUGCCGCGUCUGCACAUACGAGACGAGCUAUUCGCUCAUGGUCGAGGCCGAUCUGUGCGCCAUGUGCGUCACGUACGGCGAUGACGCUCCGCGGCUCCAGGCCGAGACGGUCGUGGUUGGCGACACGUCGCACCUGGUGGAAUGCGUCGACUGCCAUGGCGUAUACGCAGUACUGCAAGUGCACCAGCUCGCGACGCACCCCAAGUGCUGGUACUGCCGAACGAACCAGUCGACACCAGCGCCCAAAAUCGAGUGCCAUACGUGUCUCAACAGCUACGUGGAUCCCGCGGGGCUCUACAAGCAGCAGUGCCACGACGCCAACGGUGGUGGCUGGACGUGCCCCGUGUGCGUCACCGAGCCGAGCCGGAGCACAGAAGCGUCCCUCACGACUCUCUCAGCCUUUUUGAAUGAGAACGCGGCGCUCGUCGAGCAUUUUGGUUGGUCGCGGUCGCCGUCGGCCUUUCUGGCCAUGGCGUUGGACCCCAAAAUCUCGCUUCUCAAGGUUUUUACAACCAAGUACAACGACCUCAUGAGCGCAACGGACGACUCGCCGUCGUCGACACCCGACAUUCGGGUACGUGGGAAGCGCGCCCACGGCGCCGACGCGCUCACCGAUGAAGUCCGCAGUAUCGUGCUCACACAUGCUCUUCGCGACGCGUGCAACCUCUGCUUUGAAGACGUUUCGCUCGCCGCCCUCCACUCGGCGUGCGGACGCUGCGCUACCAAGUGCUGCGAACCGUGCCUGUCGCGGUGGUACGGCGCCGUGCAGCCGGGCAAGAUGGUGCUCCCGUCCACCCUCGGGUGUCCGUUCUGCCGUCGCCAGCCCACGCUCGGUGUGCUCCGCAAACACAACCGGCAGGCCUGUGCGCUCGUCGCCUCUAAAAUGACGUGGCGCGCAGACAUGUACUAUGGCUGGUGCCUUGGCUGCUACAAGGUCAAAGAGAUGGGCGACCGCCACUGCGCCGUCGAGCCACCGGCCGACGUCGCGACGUUCCGCUGCACCGAGUGUGCCGACGGAGGAUGCGAGCGAAACGUGUGCCCCGGGUGCUUUGUCGAGACCGAGAAGACGGGCGGCUGCAACCACAUGACGUGCGUCUGCGGUCAGCACUGGUGCUUUGCCUGUGGUGCCGGGUUCACGACCGCCGACGACGUGUACGACCACUUGUACGAGGUGCACCGGGGCAUCGGCGACGACGCAUAGGCACGCUCAUGUCGCGUCGAGCUUGUAAUCGUGUAAUGUAUGCAAACGAAGUUAUAUGGCGCUA
This is a messenger RNA of Saprolegnia diclina VS20, 3012 nucleotides long. RefSeq lists its product as hypothetical. Gene Ontology annotation, biological process: peptidyl-threonine phosphorylation. The coding region runs from base 6 to 2948 and encodes 980 amino acids. The transcript has a single exon. The record is from RefSeq and is a predicted model, not a curated record. Gene Ontology annotation, molecular function: protein serine/threonine kinase activity. NCBI's taxonomy places the organism in Eukaryota, Oomycota, Saprolegniomycetes, Saprolegniales, Saprolegniaceae. Gene Ontology annotation, cellular component: cytoplasm.